AUGGGAACUGUUUCGAGCAAAAUCGAUGAUUCGGGGACCUUGUUCUUCAAGGACCAGAAUAGAUUUGCGAUCGCAAAUAUAACUGUUCUGAAUUCGCAUGGGCGAGCACUACUACAUAUUACACCAAAUGCAUUUCCGGCAUCGAGAUAUAUCGCGGCGCGUGAUUCUGGCGAUGACUCUCCCGUUGAAUAUGUGCAGGACCCCGACCCUCCGCAGUCUACUUCGAUACCCUCCUUCCUCCUUCGGUUGAACAAUGACGAAGAACUUUCAUUCAAAUUCACGUUCAUAAUCAGGCAGACACAGUCGGGUCAAGUCUACAAUUCCAACAUCAAUGGAGUGGCAACUUCUCUACCAGAGACUACGGAUACAAAUCUUAUGGGCCUAACAUUUGCGCAUGCGUCCAACAUCAAGGAACUCGAUAACUUGAUCACAAGAGAGUUCCAUGCGAACCCGAAUUUACAAAACAAUUCGAAUGUACAGUUGGUGGGCGAUUUCUCGACUAGUGGGAGUCCCUCGGUUCAGUUUGAGUGGACUUGGAAAUGGAAACCACCCAAGGCGGUAGAAGAUAAGGGAGGCGGGUGGCGCAAUAGCUGCAGUUUUCUCGAUUAUGAUCAAAGGACCAACCGCCUAAACACCUUGGCGAAUCUUACGUUUUGGAUACAAAACACAUCGCGCCCUGGCUCUAGCCCGCAAUUGAUGUCACCACCGCACUUGGAUAUUGGGUAUCCCUCUCGCAAUCGCGUGCCGUCCAGUCAGUCGGCUUUGUCGCAUUCGAGCGACACAGAAGGCCCUUUCGGCGUGGCAGGACAGACGGUUAAUCAUGGAGAGCUUGCAAUCCCUAAUCCACCAUCGUCGUCUUCUUCCAUUCCGGUCCCCAACACGCCCGCUCCGGUCAAAGUCGAUCUUCCGUCACGACAAGGUGAGGAUAUGAGCGCCGUGGAGGAUGGUCCAUUAUUUCGUGCGACUAUGAAAGCACUCGAGCAGAAAACAGGGAGUAUGCGAACGAAGAUUAAGAAAGUUCUUAAGAAGGCCGAGGCGGCUCAUGUGGCGCAGUUAGCUUGCAACGAUGCCGUGAACGCAUUCAUUUCUGCCCUGAACGAUGCGUCCACCUCCAAUGCUAAUGCUAUUCAGCCAGCCAUGGAGCAUUAUUUUGAGAAGAUUGCGCGGGAGAUCCUGAAAUAUGAACAACUCAACGCUGUUCAGCUCCAGAAACUCGUCAUCGAGCCAUUGACCAAACUAUAUCAGAAUGAUAUCAAGCAGGCAGAAUCCAAGAAAAAAGAUUUUGACGAAGAAAGCAGGGACUACUACGCCUAUGUCGGUCGUUACUUGGGACAACGGCAGGAUUCACUAAAGGAAAAGAAACGGGUUGAGAGCGAUUCCAAGUAUCAGACUAAACGACGCAACUUUGAGCUGAAACGAUUCGACUAUUCAUCUUUCAUGCAGGAUCUUCAUGGUGGUCGAAAGGAACAAGAAGUGUUGUCACAUCUCACCAAGUAUGCAGAAACACAAGCAAGAAACUAUCUGUCAACAGCUAAGAAAGUGGAGGAUAUGCUUCCACAACUGGAGGCAUUGGUACGAGAAGUUGAUCAAGCCGAUAAGGAAUUCCAGUUCAAAAGGACAGAAAGAGAAGAGAAACGACGUGCUUUGGAGAAAAGCAGUAAGACUUAUGUGGAACCAGACAGUGCAAGUACCUCGGCUGCAAUUGGAGCAGUAAAUAGUGCACAGCAGCCGGAAACAGAGCUCAAUCGAGCAGAUAGUACUGGCUCCCAGCUCAGAAACGUGCAUAGUAAUGCAUCGUCAGUCUCUUCACAGACAGCUCAGUCUCCUGGGCAAGUUGGUCUUACGAGCUCUCUGUCCAAUGCCAGCUCUACUGGUGGCGCAAACCGUUUCAAGGGCAUUCGCGAUCUUGAAGAACGUGAUAGCUCGUCGGUAUCUGGUCCCGACAAACAAGGUGGCCCUCAAAGAAAGGAAGGCUUGCUCUGGGCUUUAUCGCGGCCUGGCUCGCAUAUUGAUCCUAAGGGUAUUAAUAAACAAGCAUGGCACAAGUUUUGGAUUGUGCUGGAUCAGGGCAAACUUUCCGAAUAUAGUAACUGGAAGCAACGGUUAGAUUUGCAUAUAGAACCCAUCGACCUUCGCAUGGCCUCUGUUCGCGAGGCUAGAAAUGCUGAACGUCGUUUUUGCUUUGAGGUUAUUACUCCUCAGUAUAAGCGCAUAUAUCAAGCAACUUCCGAAGAAGAUAUGAGUAAUUGGAUAACGGCCAUCAAUAACGCUCUACAAAGUGCGGUUGAAGGGCAGAGUGCGCCACCAUCCAUGCCUCCACCAUCAUCGCACAGCGAGAGCAAUUCCAUCCGGCGUGACAUUGGCUCUAUCCUGACUGGUAAAAGCUCUUCUUAUUCGGGACAACAUUCUUAUUCCACUACCACAUCGGCAAAUGCGAAUAGUGUCAACCGACGGACAACUGUUGGUGCACGACCAAGCUAUAUUCGGAGUGACAGUCAUAGUUAUGAAGAAAACCCCGGCAAAUUAUUGCAGACUAUUCGAGAUGCUGACCAUGGGAAUAAGUGGUGUGCUGAUUGCGGGUCUACGCUCAAAGUUGAAUGGGUAUCGAUUAACCUCGGGAUUGUACUGUGCAUAGAAUGCAGCGGUAUCCAUCGUUCUUUGGGGACUCAUAUCUCAAAGAUUCGGUCGUUGACGUUGGAUGUGAACUCGUUCUCGAAUGACAUUGUGGAAAUCCUAUUGCAAAUCGGAAACCGGGUCAGUAAUAUGAUCUGGGAGGCCACUUUAGAUCAAUCGUUGAAGCCUCAACCGCAAUCUUCUCGUGAACAGCGAUUGAAGUUUAUCACUGCCAAGUACGCUGAACACGCAUACGUACAACCGUUAGUGGCAGGACUAUCUCAUUAUAGUACUCCUAACGAGACACUAUUGGCAUCGAUCAAGAAGAAUGAUAUACAAGGAGUUCUCUACGGCAUAGCAUUGAGAGCCAACGUCAAUGCUACAGAUCGGUCACGGAACACGCACACCGUCUUUCUCGCUCUUGCUGCCGCCGAUCCAGCCACUCCUGGAUCUACAUCGCCUGGAUUCUCUCCCGUGAGCACCGCCAAACAAGCACCACCCAAACCCAUUCCCUUCCCCAUCGCCGAACUCCUCGUACAGAACGGAGCAGAGAUCCCACAGCAACCAGCGCCUAUUCUUCUUUCGCCAGCGGCGCAAUUGUACAUUAGCCAACGCACGGCUACCAUUUCAGGUUCCAUUCCGCCAUCAACAUCAACUGCCAUAAUCAAUAAUAAUAUCCCAAGUUCUGGUAGAUCAACGGCCGAUACUCUAUCAUCCCUACCCCUAAUUCGAGGAGGGUCGAAUUCUGAAGCACAUUCAGCGGCCCAUGCCCUUGCGCCGCUUGACAGCAAGGAGCGAGAAAAACUCCAGAAGAGGGGUAGUGCCGGUGCAAGAUUCGCAGGCAAAGUUUCAUCCUUGGGCGUUGAUAAAUGA
Talaromyces stipitatus ATCC 10500 is the source of this 3486-nucleotide messenger RNA. Its product is annotated as ARF GTPase activator (Csx2), putative. Gene Ontology annotation, cellular component: trans-Golgi network; endosome; cytoplasm. The record is from RefSeq and is a predicted model, not a curated record. Gene Ontology annotation, molecular function: GTPase activator activity; protein binding. Lineage: Eukaryota; Fungi; Ascomycota; Eurotiomycetes; Eurotiales; Trichocomaceae. The transcript has 4 exons. Gene Ontology annotation, biological process: intra-Golgi vesicle-mediated transport. Bases 1 to 3486 code for a protein of 1161 amino acids.